Messenger RNA from Nematocida parisii ERTm1, 1297 nucleotides. RefSeq lists its product as uncharacterized. Gene Ontology annotation, cellular component: nucleus; SWI/SNF complex. The coding region runs from base 1 to 1125 and encodes 374 amino acids. The record is from RefSeq and is a predicted model, not a curated record. Gene Ontology annotation, biological process: regulation of transcription by RNA polymerase II. NCBI's taxonomy places the organism in Eukaryota, Fungi, Microsporidia. The transcript has a single exon.
AUGAAAGAAAGGAGUGAAAGACUAAUGGAACUAUUUGAAUCGUUAGUUGUGGUGGAGAAGAGAUUGGACCAGACCAUUACACAAAAGAAGAUGGCGGUUGAAGAGGCUCAUUUUAAAAAGAUAAAGAAAAUAUGCACAGUAAGAAUAAACAUAUCACUUGAAAAGACUUCAGAAAAUUCUCUUUUCAUUCUAAUUGGAGGAAAGGUCAAGGAAGAGCCGCAGCCAGGAGACAGUGCAGAGAGUAAUACUGAGACAAAGUCAAUUGGUUCUGUAGUGAGUAAAUUGUACGUUGAAUUAUCAGAAAAUUCUGAAUCUAGUCUAAGUGGAAGCAGUAAUAGUGGUAUACAAGAAGCGCAUAGAGAUGAUUCUUCUGGCGCAUUAAGCAAAAGAGUAAAAAUGACAACAAAUGAUCGAAGUGAGACAUUUUUUGAGUGGCACAACAGAGCUCCGCCCUCUGAUGUAUCUGAGUUUGAAAUAAAAACAACUGCCAAGUCAUCGCACGGCAGGUUAUUUAUUAGCUUUAUUAGCUAUACUGGUAUUUUUGAGCUAUGUGAUGAUUUAGCGCAGCCAAUUGGAAUUAAAAAAGGGACGAAACCAGCAAUUCUUCUAGGUAUUUGGAAGUACAUUACAGCGCAGAAGAUGAGAGAUCCGGCUAGGCCCAAAAUAAUAGUAUGCAAUGAUAUAUUCAAGCAAAUAUUCCAAAAGGACGAGAUGAUCUUUACAGAAAUAAUCCAAGGGUUAAACCAACUGUUAUCCCCCAUUGAUAUGAUUAGUUUCGACUUUCCCAUUCCAACCCAGCCUGGAAGUAAGUCACAGUGUUCAUAUGACAUAACCGCUGAGCUGGAUCCAAUCACCAGAGAAUACGCAUAUGCGAAUAACAACAAGAUAUCCAUCCUAAACAAAAAAAUAGAAGACAUCCAGCUGAGAAUAGAAAAGCAGAAUGAGAAAAUUGAUGGAUUAAGAAGAUUCACUGAAAGCCCAAAGGAAUACAUAACCAACUGGAUUUUAGACAGUUCAAAAGAUCUUCACUUAAUUGCAGACGACUUAUUUGAUGUAAAUGACGGAUUCUAUGCUCAGAAAGAGAUACAGGAGAGUGUUUACCAGCUCCUUCAGAACUAUAAAUAAGCCAGGGAGCAAAUAAUCAGCAUACGUCACAAUAAACAGACUGUGCAUAUAUCACAGUGUGACCUAAAAUGCAUCAGCAUAAAUUAUAGGCAGCCACACCCACAUUCCCAUAUAAGUGUAUACCGAAUCAGAUAUAGCCCAAUAACCUGAUAUCUAAAUUGAGUAAUAAACA